Messenger RNA from Microtus oregoni (creeping vole), 573 nucleotides. RefSeq names its product TIFA inhibitor (gene Tifab). The record is from RefSeq and is a predicted model, not a curated record. The transcript has a single exon. Gene Ontology annotation, molecular function: protein binding. The coding region runs from base 1 to 573 and encodes 190 amino acids. Gene Ontology annotation, biological process: canonical NF-kappaB signal transduction. NCBI's taxonomy places the organism in Eukaryota, Metazoa, Chordata, Mammalia, Rodentia, Cricetidae.
AUGGAGAGGACCCUCACCAUCCUGCAAGUGAGCCUGUACCACUCCACGCCAAGCCAGGUUGCCUUUGCCAAAGUCCCACUACAGCUGCAGCACGAUACCAGUCGGCUGUUGGUGGGACGAGGGAAGGACACCCACAUCCAACUGCAGCUGCCCCAGCUGUCUCGACACCAUCUGUCCUUGGAGCCCUACCUGGAGAAAGGCAGCACUCUGCUGGCCUUCUGCCUCAAGGUACUGUCCCGGAAGAGCUGUGUGUGGGUCAAUGGGCUGCCACUGAGGUACCUGGAGCAGGUGCCCCUCAGCGCUGUUAACAGAAUCUCCUUCUCCGGCAUCCAGAUGGUAGUCCGCAGAGAGGGGGGUGACUCCCUUGAUGCCUUUGUCUGCUACUUCCGGUUCAGCUCCUCACCCCUGAUUUACAGACCCCAGGCCCAGGAGACUGACGAAUGGGAAAACGUAAAGGAAGAGACUCCUCCUGUUCGGAGGGAGGCAACUCAUGGUCUCUUGGGGUCUCCCCAUGGCUCCUCCUGGACUCAGACAGCAGUUUCCAGCCAAGCCCCAGAGGAGCAACAGAAAUAA